AUGUCUCUUUUCCAGGCAUUUGGCAGGAGCUACUCUCUAUCCCCGCCCGCCGCCAGAGCACUAUCGCUGGGUCUCCGGUCAUCAUCUGGGUCCCCUUCCCUCUCAUACAAACCCCGGGCCUCGUCUGCUCCAGCACCCCCGGGGAGGCAGAUGUCCUGGCUGGACAGGAGUCACAAGCCUCCUACCCCCUGGGAGGCCGCAGCCCGCCACCCCAUGGGCCUGGUCGACGAGGCCUUCGCCUUCCAGAACCUCCAGCAGGCCAUCGCCUUCAACGUGUGCUUGGCUGCCCAGCGCAAGCUGCUCCCCGAGCCCCCUGCCGAGUGGAAGUCUAGGGUGUCCUACGAUCCUCCUAUGACUGAGGGAUGCCAGACCCAGAGCCAGAGUUACAGCAGAGUUAUGCCUCCGUUCCUGUCCCCAACCAAGAGCACGGCCUCAGCCCCCUCCGGUCCAGCUGGCUACAGGUCCCUGCCCAGACAGUUGCAGCCCCAGAGGUCCCUGACGGAGGCCAAUAUCGGGCACUGUGGGGCCAGUCAUGGAAACGGAAGGCCCCUGGGGGGCCAGCAGCAGCCGAGCUACAGAUCUGUGUACCACACCGACUGGAGCUGGAGACGCUAG
Messenger RNA from Coregonus sp. 'balchen', 615 nucleotides. NCBI's taxonomy places the organism in Eukaryota, Metazoa, Chordata, Actinopteri, Salmoniformes, Salmonidae. The record is from the annotation of a GenBank genome assembly.